Messenger RNA from Daucus carota subsp. sativus, 1972 nucleotides. RefSeq lists its product as uncharacterized. Gene Ontology annotation, molecular function: protein binding. The transcript is spliced from 7 exons. The coding region runs from base 315 to 1775 and encodes 486 amino acids. The record is from RefSeq and is a predicted model, not a curated record. Lineage: Eukaryota; Viridiplantae; Streptophyta; Magnoliopsida; Apiales; Apiaceae.
GUAGCAUUUCCGCGUCUUUCUAUUUCUCGAAAGUUGAGCUUAUACGAAAAGGAGAGAGAAAGAAUGUUAAAGAAUGAAAAAAAGGGGUGAGUGUGCGACUGUGUGUACUUAACCCAACAACUACAUUAACAUUUCAAGUGUUUCCCAGUAGCUGCUGCACUGCUUACUGCUACUGAUGCAACCCCCAAAGUACAACCAAACUGAUCAUCCCCACACAAACAAGAAACCCACUUGAGUUCAAUCUCUCUGCUUUAUUUCUCUCCCAGAUUCUUUCAGGAUCAAGAAAAUCUUGAAUUCUUGAAUCACAGGAAGCUAUGAAUAACUCCCUUUUUUAUUUUGCUUUACUCACCCUUGUCCUCACUAGCUAUACUCUUCUGUUUCAAGCUGACGCUGCCCCUCCUGCUGCCCCUGUAAUAAAGCACUUGUCUUCUCUCCUCAAAUGGACUACUGCCAGGUCUUCAUCCAAAACCCCCCAAUCAGAUGAGGAUGUUCUUCAAUUUGAAGAUGGUUACCUAGUUGAGACUGUAGUCGAAGGGAAUGAGUUGGGAGUAAUGCCCUACUCAAUCCGUGUUUCGCAGGAUGGAGAGUUGUUUGCUGUUGAUGAGAUUAAUAGCAACAUUGUCAAAAUUACUCCCCCUUUGUCCCACUAUAGUAGGGCAAGAUUAGUUGCUGGAUCAUUUCAAGGUUAUACUGGGCAUGUUGAUGGCAAAGCAAAUGAUGCUCGUUUUAAUCAUCCGCGAGGGGUGACCAUGGAUGACAAAGGCAAUGUAUAUGUAGCUGAUACAGCCAACCUUGCCAUAAGAAAGAUAGGAGAUGCAGGCGUAACUACUAUUGCUGGAGGAAAGUCAAAUGUAGCAGGGUACAGGGAUGGGCCAAGUGAGGAUGCAAAGUUCUCUGCUGAUUUCGAUGUGGUAUAUCUGCGACCUACCUGUUCAUUGUUGGUUAUCGACCGAGGGAAUGCUGCUCUUCGACAAAUUUCCCUCAACCAGGAUGACUGUGAUCAACAGUACAGUUCUGUUUCUUUAGAAGAUAUCUUUUUGGUAGUCGGUGCUGUCAUAAUAGGAUAUACUAUAUGCAUGAUUCAGCAGGGUUUUGGACAGUCAUUUCUCUCCCGCAUGCAACGGCCUAAAGUGAAAAAGCCUCAAGAACUAGUGGGCAAGGAGAAAGCCACUCCUAUAGUGGAAAUCCUCAAAGAGGAACCAGAAGCAGGAUGGCCAUCAUUCGGGCAGCUGCUAGUUGAUUUGUCGAAGCUUGCUCUUGAUGCCUUCGCUGGUGGAGUUAUUCAGCUUACACCUUUAAACUUCUGGCGCAGAAGUUCAACAAAUAACCUCACUCCCCUAAAAGACACUCUUGUAAUGCCUGAAGAUACUGCUGAGCCCCCAUUAGUUCAAAAGCAUAGAGCUCCUGCUCCUCUCUCUGAUAUCCGACAAACUUAUACCCAAAUUCCCAGCGAUAAAUAUUCAGAAGUGAAGCCCCCUAAACUGAGAUCAUCCAGCUUUAAAGACCCAUCUUUGUCAACCAAGCACAGAUCAUCCAAGAGACAAGAAUAUGCAGAGUUCUACGGACCUAACGACGUUCCAACUCCUCACGUGCGGUCCAAGAGUCAGAAAGAUAGAACAAAGCAUCGUCAACGUGAGAAAAGCGGAGAGGUAGGGUACGGAGUAGCAGGGGUAGAACAUAAACAGGCAGCUGAUAUGAAGCCAGUGAAUUACGAUGAAGCGAAGUUUGGCCACUAUGGUUCGAGGAAUAAGUAUGGAGAUUCAUAUCAGUUUUGAUUAGGCUGCAAUUUGAAUUGUGUUUAGGACAUCCCUCUGGAGAUAGAGCUCAAGUACACUCUCUUUAAAGCUGCUUUAGCUCUGUUAUUGCUACUGUAUUUAUGCUAAGCUUAACCCUGCUUGUAAGAAUUGUGUCCAGGCUCCAGCUAUAACCAAUCUUCAUAAUGAGAGAGUGCAUGCUUGUCUUAAAAAAAGAA